Molecule: messenger RNA, 5664 nt
Organism: Planococcus citri (citrus mealybug)
Lineage: Eukaryota; Metazoa; Arthropoda; Insecta; Hemiptera; Pseudococcidae
Exons: 8
Coding region: 1821-5273 (1150 amino acids)
Biological process (GO): multicellular organism development; positive regulation of kinase activity; cell surface receptor protein tyrosine kinase signaling pathway
Cellular component (GO): plasma membrane; signaling receptor complex
Molecular function (GO): transmembrane receptor protein tyrosine kinase activity; ATP binding; protein binding
Source: RefSeq, a predicted model, not a curated record
GCAUUUUUCGUAACCUAUUUCGCGAAGCCGCAUGUGUUUAAUUUCAACGUUACUUGGGUAUUUAUUUUUGAUUAAUUUUACAACAAAUCGUGAUUCAUUGUUCGCUAUUUUACUGGUUCAGAAAACUAAAAACUGGCACCUAUUUUUAUACUGACUCUUUGAUCGACGACGUAUUUAUUACAAGAUUAUUUGCCAGAGGAUCUCGCGAUUUUUAAAUUUCUCCAGAAUUUCUGCUACGUGCACACACCAACAAAUACAUCAUUAUAACUCCAGCCUCGCCUCGGCUAUCUUUAUUUCGCGCUCGCGUCGAUAAUUACGAAUGCCCACGUUACGCUCAGGCAUAUCUAUGAUUGCGGAACCAUACAACCCCGCAACCUCAUUACCGCCAAAUUAUGAUAUUUUGAAUAAAUUUUCGAAGUUCACGAUGCCUCCAAAUUACAAACUUUUAAAAUAAUUUCCAAAAUAGGUACGUAUUACCUACGAUUCAUACCUGUACCUACGUCAACAACUGACUCGGGAGGUUCAGAGCAGGGUGUAAAGUGUAAAAUCAAUUUCAGUCUUCCAGGUCACUUUGCAAAAAUUAAGCUUCUUUCUAACUCAUCCAACCUAAAUUUGAGGAGUCGGCCUGCAAAGUGACCUAACUGCAAAAAAAUGAUUUUUGAGAUAGCAACACUAUGUAAUAGUUUAGGACAUGCCCUACAAAAGGAAUAUAUCACCUUCAUCCAGUUUCACUCGUAACACCCCUUCCCCCUCCCUUGAAAAUGAUAAAAUUAAAAGCAUGGCCUGCAAAGUGACCUUAUUUUUACUAUUUUCCGAAAAUGUGUUUCAUAGGGUACUGUUUGUUGAAAUCAAAAUUAAUUUUAACCCCUUCUGAAGAAAUUCAAAAAUUUUGGAGACAUCGAAAAUCGCACUGGAGGCUCCAGAGUGAUUCGAAAUGGUAAAAUCGUAAGUUGAGAAUAAGCCACAACUCCGGUUUUAGCUACCCAGCUUCCUGUACAUAAAAAAAUCUUGAAUAAAUGAAUAAAUCUUUGCUUUCAUAAAGAAUAACAUACGCAAUGAAAAACCGGAGAAAAUUGCGUACAUAUCACUAAAAAACCAAAAAAAAAAACGUAUGUGCGGCCUGCAAAGUGACCUAACUGCAGCAUUUUUCAUUUUUAUUGCACCCUGUAGCGGACACGCAGGCCGACUCCUCACUUGUAUUUUCAAAAAUUCCCUGAAAAACGAAAAAUGAAUUUCAGCACCUGAAAUUUUGAGGGUCUUCUUUCGAUUUUUCUUUAUUUGACUCAAAACUGUUUCUGUCGGUUGGGGUACUUCUCUUGUUGAGCGUAAAAAAAAAAUGCGAAAAAUAACCGACAAAACUUCAUUACGGCAAAAUUUCUCAACCCAACUUCAUGUUUUCAUCUGCAAUAUCUGCAUCCGUAAAUUUGGCGUUGCAAAUCAACAGACCUAAUGUUUUGGAGAAAAUUCUGAAUUUCCAAAAUGAGUAUAAUCACUCAAAUUCGAUGUUGCUUUCAAAUAUCACAAUCUGAUUGUUUAGUCCCACCAUCUCAUGAAAAUUCUCCUUUAUUGGUUGAACUACAUACAACUCCUCUCAGACGUUGAAGGGUUGAAUAUAACACAACAUCGAUCAAAUGAUCAUAGUAAACAAUUAUUUUAAACCAUUAAUUCAACAGCAAAUCUGUAUUCCAUAUCUCAUCUAUUAUUGCAGAUACUUCAGAUACCAAUGCCUUCGUAAUUCGGAUACAAAUAAUACCAAGUUGGGCGAGCUGCAGCAAUAACGAAACUGUAAAUACUUAUUCGCCGUUGGGAAUUAACUCGCUAUGUAUCUUCUCAAAUUCUUCUUCGUAAUAUUUGCAUACACCGUUACACUCCUUAUAACCGCGGAUCACUCGAAUGGGCAAUGGGACGAUGAAAUCUCGAGUGAGUUUCCAGAAGAUAUACGUAACAACGUCUUUACUCAUCUGGCCGUGGAUGAACAAGGGAGAUGGGUAUACAUAGAUGCGGUAGACUAUCUUUAUCAAUUAUCAUCGGAUCUGAAAUUGCAAAUUAAACACCCUACACCGCAACCCGAGUUUUCCAAAUGUACUAUCAGCUAUUACGACUGUUCAAAAGAAGCAAGGCGAAAGUAUAUGAAUGAGAACCAAGUACUGGUAUUGGAUCACCUAAAUCAGCAACUUUUAUCAUGCAGUAGUUACUUCCCUGGUUUAUGUCACGCCCACGAUACCGAAAAUAUUUCCAAAAUGCUGGCGACCGGGUCCGAACCUGAAGUGCUGACUCAGGGUUAUCAGCCGAUGGUAGCUUUCAUAGCUCCCACAUUAUCACCAAACUCGUCAACACCAGCGUCCGUACUACAUGUUGCCUUUCUUAUUCGCAGUAAGGAGCCAGCAGAGUUCACAUUAAUAACAACCGUCAGAAAUACCCAACAAGACCAUUUUUUGUCAAAUCUUGGAGGAAAUUCUAUUUUUUAUAAUGGCUUCACGAUGGCCAUUUAUGGCUUCACCUAUGGAAGUUCGGGCUAUUUUUUGGUUCGAGGAUAUAACAACGCAAUCAAGAUAGAUCAUGAAAAUGGAAACUAUUCGUAUAGUAAAUUCGUUUUAACUUGCGACGAUUACUUUCAAAAAUCUAAUUUUUCAACUGCAGAACAUGUGUCCGCGAAUAAAGUGCUCGAAAAAGCGUACAUCCACGAGAAUAGGCAAGAAUUAAAUUCCGAAUUGAAAACAGGUGAGAAAGUAUUAUUCACACUUUUCGGAAUGUACGUGAGUGGGGAUGACUAUAAUGCAAAACGCACAAAAGGUUAUGUAGUAUGCAUGCAUGGUAUUAAUAAGGUACAUUCCGAUAAAUAUGAAGUUCUGGAUGGAGAUCUCAUAUAUUCAUACCAAUGCCCUAGCAUAAGCCCCACAGGAAUUGCAGUCACCUCAGUUAAUAACCACACAAUCUUGUUUCUUGGUACCAGUGAUGGUCGUCUACAGAAGAUAUCAAUAAGAGGAUUUCAUUCGCCCGAUGUUCAUACUGCAAAUCUUUAUGCAGAUAUUACCAUUGACCAAAGAUCUGCGAUAAAUUCUGAUAUGCUGUUUGAUCCUGAAAAAAACUACUUGUAUGUAAUGACUGAAAACAAACUCGCCAAAGUCAAAGUUCAUAAUUGUAACAAAUAUAAUACAUCAGGCUCGUGUUUACGUGCAAAAGAUCCUUAUUGUGGAUGGUGUUUUCAUAGCGAUAGAUGUUGCUUGAAAUCAGAAUGUAAUGACAAACAAAAUAGUACCGAAUGGAUCUCCAUGCCGGUUGAAUUUAUUGAUUGUGGUGAAUACAAAUUGUGCUCGCAAUGUUUAAAUUCUUACUUAUGCUACUGGAAUGUAAAUGAUAAGACUUGCACAAGUAGACAGAUUUGGAACGAUAGUUCUCAGAGGUGUGAUGGCGGCUGUUCAACAGGGAAAAUGUAUUCUUUUUUGUUGGGCGAAUGUCCACAGUUCAGCAUCAUAAAUGAGACUUCAACGCACAUGUACAUACACGCUGAUGCAGAAAAGAAAAAAAUAAUCACAGUGAAGUACACAAUCCCCGUAAAUUCAACCAAUGAAACAUUUACAUGUAAAUUUGACACAGACGGCAACGAGACCUUGAAGCAGUUGCAACCGUCACACAUACGAAAUGUCAGUUUCCCUUCUGAACAUCUUUCCGAUGGAAUUAUCGAAUGUAAUGAGACGAUAUUUACAUACGAUGCUCAAACAGCCAACUUAACUGUUAACUUGUCUGUUUUAUGGAAUGGCUCAAUAUAUCUUGAAAACAUCGCCAAUCAACAAAUUAUCUUAUAUAAAUGCGCCAACAUGAGCGGUCAGUGCGAAACGUGUCUGGAUAAAAACUACAAAUGCAUAUUCAAUUCGGAAACUGGAGAAUGCAAAUACGACAGCUCGGAUGUAGCAUCUGACCUGAACAAUCAUUGGUGGAAUGACACAGAAAAGUGUCCAAACUUUGCAAGCACUCGAAAAACUCAUUGGUUGAUGGAAAACAUCCAAUUGAUCAUUAUCAUAAUAGUAGUGAUAGCACUUACUGUGGUAGUUGCAGUAUUCGUCAUUUUUUAUAAAAAAUUUAAGAAAAGAUCGCAAAAAAUGCAACGGCAAAUUAAUAAAAUGGGUAUGGAAAUAAUAUCUAUGUCACAAUGGGUAAAACGAGUAGUGAUCGAGAAUGACAUCGCACUGGAUGAGAAUGAAUCAGACAUGUUGAGAUUACCAAACGUCAGUAUCCAAUACACGUCUAUUCCAAGAUUCGCUGAAGAUUCAACUGUACCAAAAGACGAGUACGAAUUACCUCCCGAUGCUAAGUGGGAAAUUCCUCGAAAAAACAUCGUUCUAGGAAAAUGUCUAGGAGAAGGACAGUUCGGAGAAGUUGUCGAAGGAAAGGUUUUAGGCUUGUUACAGCAGAAUGUCGUCACAACAGUCGCAGUAAAAAUGUUGAAAAAUAGCCACACUGACGCGGAUAUGGUAAAUUUAGUCAUGGAAAUGGAACUGAUGAAACUCAUUGGGGGACAUGAAAAUGUACUAAAACUACUCGGAUGUUGUACACUCGAUGGACCUUUGUUUCUCAUCACUGAAUACUCCUCUCAUGGAAAUUUACUCGAUUUCCUCCGGAAAAAUCAUCCCUCCACCGGAGCCCAAAAGGUUACACAAAAUCAGUUGUCCGAAGAAAUACUAAUGAUAUUCGCUCUACAAAUAGCAAAAGGCAUGGAGUACUUGGCUUCCAUUAAAUUUGUUCACCGAGACCUUGCAGCUCGAAAUAUUCUAGUAUUUGACAACUAUGUCAUGAAAAUAGCUGAUUUUGGAUUAGCCAGAGACAUUCGACAAAUGUACUACUACAGAUUAAAAACUGGUGGUCAACUUCCAGUCAAAUGGAUGGCACCAGAAGCCUUAAAAGACAGACGCCACACAUCAAAAUCUGACGUGUGGUCAUACGGGGUACUACUUUGGGAGAUAAUGACGUUGGGUGAUGAUCCUUAUCCUUUAUACAACGAUGCGGAAAAAUUAAUGGACGACAUCGAAUCAGGGUAUCGCUUAAAGAAGCCCACCAAUUGUUCGAUUAACACGUACAGUCUAAUGAGCAAAUGCUGGAAUUAUCUGCCCGAAGACCGACCAGAAUUUACAAACAUCAUUGAAGACUUGGAUGACAUACUGAUGAAUUGUGACAAAGCAAUUAAACAACCUGAUGUUAAUGACUCAAAACUUACAACAGAAUCCGAUGACACAGAAAAUGAAACCGACGAUGAAUUGGUAGUUCGUCUUGAAUGAUUCUGUAGUAGGUAGUAGCCUUAUAUUUUUGUUAUUAAACUACAAAUUAAGUAUGUAUUUAUAAGGCUGUAAUUAAAGUACCUGGCCACUCUUGUAAAGUUCUACCUGUUUUAAGGUACCUACAUACUAUACAUACCAUGAUUGUGGUAAAUAGAAUAGAAAAUAACUUUUUCUGCAACAUGGAAUGUGCUCCAAACAAGAUGGAGGUACCAAAUUAAAGAUUAAUAUUUAAAAAAAUGUUUAGUACAUACUCGUACGAAAGUUUAAUGCUUAGAUUACUUUGGGUAACUGAAUCUUAUGCUUUUUUCUAUUUAUUUAUAAUGAUUUAGUCCACCGUAAGUACAUAAUAUUCUGGUGUAUGAAUAAGUAAUAAAUAUUUUCUCAAUUCUUA